This is a messenger RNA of Gopherus flavomarginatus (Mexican gopher tortoise), 981 nucleotides long. Its product is annotated as olfactory receptor 1020-like. Gene Ontology annotation, cellular component: membrane. Gene Ontology annotation, biological process: G protein-coupled receptor signaling pathway; sensory perception of smell. Bases 1 to 981 code for a protein of 326 amino acids. Gene Ontology annotation, molecular function: G protein-coupled receptor activity; olfactory receptor activity; odorant binding. The record is from RefSeq and is a predicted model, not a curated record. The transcript has 2 exons. NCBI's taxonomy places the organism in Eukaryota, Metazoa, Chordata, Testudines, Testudinidae.
AUGCUUGCCCUAGGGUUUGUGGAUAAUGAUGCCUUUAGUGGAAAAAUGGCUGAUGGAAACCUCACCACCGUGACAGAGUUUAUUUUUCUGGGGCUAACAGAUCAUCCAGAGCUGCAAGUCCCACUCUUCUCAUUGUUCCUAGUGAUCUAUCUUAUCACCCUGAUUGGGAAUCUUGGGAUGAUCAUAUUAAUCAGGAGUGAUCCCCAACUUCACACCCCCAUGUACUUCUUCCUCAUUAACUUGUCUCUAGUUGAUUUCUGCUACUCCUCUGUCAUCACCCCCAAGUUGCUGGUGGGCUUCUUAGCUGGGAACAAAGUCAUUUCUUUCAAUGGCUGUGCAACCCAAUUCUUUUUCUUUAGCUCAUUUGUUGGUAUUGAGUGCCUCUUGCUGGCUGUGAUGGCAUAUGACAGGUAUGUGGCAAUCUGUAACCCAUUGCUCUAUACAGUCAUCAUGUCCCACAGAGUCUGUGUCCUGCUGGUGGCUGGUUCCUUUCUAGCUGGGUUUGUCAACUCGAUGAUACACACCAUCAGUAUGUUUCAGUUACCCUUCUGUGCCUCCAACAUCAUCAACCACUUUUUCUGUGAUGUCCCUCCUCUGCUGAAGCUCUCCUGUGCCAGUACCUUCAUCAAUGAGGUGGUGAUCUUUGCCUUCGCCAGCUUAAUUGAAAUCAGCUGCCUCCUCGCCAUCCUUAUCUCCUACGUGUACAUCCUCUCUGCCAUCCUGAGGAUCCACUCCACCGAGGGCAGGCACAAAGUCUUCUCCACCUGUGCCUCGCACCUGACGGCCGUCACUGUCUUCUUUGGGACAACUCUCUUCAUGUAUCUGCGACCCAGCUCCAGCUCCUCCAUGAACCAAGACAAAGUGGUCUCUGUGUUCUACACAGUGGUGAUCCCCAUGCUGAACCCCCUGAUCUACAGCCUAAGGAACAAAGAGGUGAAGGACGCCCUGAGGAGAGGGUUUGGGAGGAAAAUCUUUAAUUAG